Neodiprion virginianus is the source of this 7525-nucleotide messenger RNA. RefSeq names its product beta-1,4-glucuronyltransferase 1. Lineage: Eukaryota; Metazoa; Arthropoda; Insecta; Hymenoptera; Diprionidae. The coding region runs from base 1238 to 2767 and encodes 509 amino acids. The transcript is spliced from 6 exons. The record is from RefSeq and is a predicted model, not a curated record.
AGGGUAGGAUCAGUCAGUCGCUGUCUUUUAUGCAGCAUCGUUAUGCGCGGUGGUGGAGGCGGAGCUCUGACUCUGAAAUUGGCCGAAAUGUCAGCUCUGCAUCUCGGAUUAGUAAAGACACUGACAGUUGUGUAGUUGGCGCCCGUGCCGUGCUCUGUGAGGCGUUCAAAAUCACGAUAACAGUAACCCAGUUCCGAAUUCUCGUAUCUUAUUGUACACAUAUUACCGUAGGACGUAUGCUCGUAUCUACAAGCAUAUAUUUGAAACGUAGCGCGAAAUCAAUCCUCGUCAAUCAGUGAGUGGCAUGUGAGCGAAAUAAUGAAGUUUUUCCAAUUUUUUACCUUGUGAUUCUAACGGGCCAAUCAAAGCGUUUACUGACAAAAAAAAAAUUUAUUCAUGGUACCGUCAUUUGUACAACGACGUCGUCUUUCUUCUGCAGUGCGAAUAAAUCAAAGGAAUACGAGGGAAUACAAGCCAUACGAAGGUUUUCGAAUAGUAAAGACUAACUACUGGGAAGUGAAUUGGAAAUCAGCCCUUCUACGCACUCUGAAAAUAUUUCUUCGUCAUUCAUAAGAUGAUACGAAGAUAAGAAAGAAAUUUGUGGCGAAAAUUAUCGAAUAGUUUAAAUUAAAGUUUUCUACCCUUGUUUCACCGAGAGUAGUUUCUUUUCUUCGGAUCGAUGUCUGUUCCUCAUGUAUACGCGUCAAAUUUCGAGUUGAUUUUAUACAAUUUCAAUUUCAUAUAGAUUUCAAUAUUCAUUAGCUAGUUAAAUGGAGCUGAGGAAAACCUCUACAAAGAAGGCAACAGCGCUGGCAGGAACAGAUGUAAACUUUCGCAAAAAUAUACAUUUCUGAAAGUGAAAUUGUUUUCAAAUUAUACGAUUAUAGCAUUAACGUCAGAAUGCUAAUUAAAUUCUCGCAUUAUCUGUACAUACGUUGAGUAAAUAAUAUAGCUUGCCGGGACUUGAAUUGAUAAGUGAUAAAAUACAGUUAUCGUGUCGUUUAUACAAAUUCAGUAAAAAAAUGAUACGAAAUAAAAGGAACUUGUGAUACGAAUAAAGUAAGUUAGAAAUAUAUCGAAAACCAGUAUAAAUAAUGUAUCUAGGCGUAGGAAACGUAAGGAACGAUUUAAAAGUUGAAAACAAUUAGACGAGACGAUUCGUACGGUUGGAGCCAAAAAUAUAAUAAAAAUUAGAAAAAAAAAAAACUAAAAACACUAAAAAAAAAAAAAGACAACAAUGACCAUGCUGGGAAUAAUACGGCGCAACUGGGCGCUGAGACUCUCGGUGGUUAUGAACGUUUUCGUGCUCCUCUACGUCUGCGUGCACAUCGGAUCGUUAGGGCCGUGGAUCGAGGAGGCGCCGACGAGUUGGGCCCAACCCUUGGUCGAGGUGUCCAAGGCGACGGAGCUGUCGGCGACCGCGAGUUUACCGGAGGGUUCAAAGGCGGGGUCGACGAGGGAGACGGGAAUCGGUUCGAUCCAAGAUGGUAAGAGCGCUGCAUCAUCCGCGGCGACGAAGGAAACGGCGGCUCUGACAAUGAGGGAUAAAACGGGGAAGGAUAACGAGGAAGUGCAGGGAGGUAAAAGCGGAAACGCUACGACGACUCAAAAGCAGCAGGAGUCCGUCAGCACGACGAUGGGAUCGAUGACGCUGGAGGAGGCGAUACCCUGUAACGACAGGUCGACGACGCCGAAAACGGCACUGAGGGGCGACUACUGGGUACUUUACAAUUACGUCCCGAUGUCCACGAAGGUGAGGUGCUGGGAAAGCGUGACCUACACGACCCACGCCGAUUACACCUUUCUCGACAACCUCGAGCCACUGCUGGAGAGGUGGCAGGCCCCCGUUUCCGUAGCGCUUUACGCACCUGGCACAGACUUUCAACCCACGGUCGACACCAUAAAGUACCUAAGGAUAUGCGGAAGUCCCCUGGUUUCCCAGCUCGUCACCUUCCACGUAUUCUUCAGCACCAAACAUAUACCGAAAACUGUACCUUCGUCGAGCAAGGUGCUCUCCGAAGGUUGGAAUUGCACGCUGCCUCCACCUUGGGCGAACGUGACUGUUUCCAAGAUGUAUAAAUCUGAGAAGAAGCUUUUGUAUCCCGUCAAUGUGGGAAGAAACAUUGCGAGGGAAUGGGCUCCAACGCAUUACGUCUUGCCAAGCGAUAUAGAACUCUAUCCGAGUCCAGAUCUGGCGUCGCGAUUCCUUGAGAUGAUCAGGCGGAGAGAUCAGCAGCCUCUUUACAAGCCUAAUCCCAAAGUCUUUCCACUCUCUAUAUUUGAAGUCAGUGCUGACAGCCAAGUACCGCGGAACAAAACUCAGCUGCAAAAAAUGUUGAAAGCAAAAACGGCGAUACCGUUCCACAAAAAGGUUUGCUCCGGCUGUCACAAUGUACCUCGAAGCAAGGAGUGGCAAGAGGCCCCAGAAACUGAGGGACUGCACGUCUUUCACGUCGGGAAACGAACCGGAGCGUUCGUUCACUGGGAGCCAAUCUUUAUCGGGACAAACAACGACCCUCUCUACGACGAAAGGCUCAGUUGGGAGGGGAAAAGUGAUAAAAUGACACAGGGUUACACUCUCUGCGUACUGGACUACGAUUUUUUAAUUUUGGACAAUGCUUUCCUUGUUCAUAAGCCCGGGAUAAAAACCUUCAAGAAAGAUCCUGUCAGGGAUAUGCUUACUGGAAAAACGAAUGCAUUGAUCAAGAAAAUCAUCAUGCCAGAGCUCAAGGUGAUUUAUGGAACGCGAAAAGGUUGUGCGGUGUAGCCCAGCGCCAUUCGGGUCCAGCAAGUUGUUUUAAGUUGCUCCGGCACCCGCUUACCGGCCCGAAUAAAAGCGGUUUGUUCGAGUCGUAAGUCGUAGUCCAGUGUGAAUAAUUCCAGAGAGCGGCGAGCCCGGCUAACAAAGAAUCGAGAUCCCGAGUCACCUUUGUGCACACGUCAGUGACAAAACUGUUAUUAAAAUUGUUAAGAACGUUGAAUCAAGGAUUCUAAGUUUAAGUAUUUUCUAUAAACUUAGUAAUAGUAUAUGGAUGCAAUUACUAUUUUCAUUACUAAUUCGUAUCUAAUGAAAGGGAACAUAAUAUUUGAACGGCCUCUAUGGCAUUUUAGCUGUCAGAAAACAAUGCUGAUCCAAACAAGACGUGAUUUUAUCGAAAUAUUCUUGCUAUUUGAGUAAUGGCGUCAAGCAUAUAUCACGUACGCGAGAUAAAUCAGAAAUCACUGUGCUGUUCCAAGUUUGAUGUUAAAUGGGAUACACAUUCGUCAGUAAUUUGUGUAAAAAUACGAGGGAAUUUUCGAGGAGUUGGUGCUUGGUAAAAAAAAAAAAAGUUCACCUAUUGCAACUUGUUUUUGUCCCUAAGUUCUACUUGUACGAUAACACUGAUGAUUAUUGGGAGCUCCUAUACAAUCAUGCUUGCAUCGAAACGUCUUUCGAUCGAGAGAUAAAUAAUCUUCAAAAUAUGAGUGUUGUGACAGUUGAUUAAAAUUGUAAUUUGCUUUUAGGCUUUGAAAGUUACCUCGUAUUUGUCAGGAUUCCGAUAUUUCGUUCUCUCCUAAUCUAAGUAGCCAAAGUAUUCAUUGCAUUAGUUUUGAAAAUAUUUUGCAUUAUAGUUCGGUACAGAGAAUAUUACUGUUAAUAUGGCCAAUAGGUUAUCUUCAUUUUUUAUUUUAUCCUUUAUAUCUUUAUCCUAUAAAUACUAUAGCCGAAUUGUAUAAUUCCAAACUUCUUAUCAUGAUUAUUUGGCAACUAUAAAGAAAAAAUAUUGGCAACAAGUAAAUUAACAUUAAAUUGACAGCUGACACGUGGCCUUUUCCUAAAUGGCGCAUAAAAUCCUAAGGAUAUUAAGAAAAAGAUUAUGGGAAAUAAAACACCUCGUUCAAUACUUAGAGAAUGUCAACGGAUUAUCAGUAACGGGUGACAAUUAUGACAUCAAGAGCUGGAGGUAACAAUGUCAACACCUCAAUGGCAAAAUAAUAUUUUAAAUCUGACGCUUCUGAAUUUCCAAGGUGAAACAUUGUGCACACGUUGUAACACAGCAUCUUAGCUUCAGUAAGCAAUAUCGGAUAGAGGUGGGAUGAAACGACUAUCCCAUAACAAUUGAGCUAACGUUUUUUUCUGGAUACGGCCAAAGUGCCUACCAUAAUGUUUUAACCUUUUAACCCUGCUGAAUGGUAAAAUUGUGCCAACAGUUAGCGAAUUAUUGAAGUGAUUAAAAAGAUGAAUGAAAAUUCUAGUAAUGUGCCAAUGAGCCAACAGCUACUUCUUGUUGUUGAUUUUGUUUUUGUUUUUGUCUUUUUAUUUUUAAAUUCAUCUUCUACUAAAAUUAUCGGUGAACAGAUAUUUUAAGACUUUGAAAAGGUUUUUUGUUACUACAUAGUAUAAUCUUUAAGUGGCAAAUUCGGCAUUAAAUUGAAUGACUACUAAAGUUAGAAAAACAGUGCAAUACACUGAAAUCUAGAAUCCGAUAGAGAGUUAACUGUCAAAUUGAACUAACGUCACGUUGCAGUUCCUAAAAUUACGGAGAUUUCCCCAUCUGUAUUUAUUUAUAUAUUAUAUUUUAAUUCAUGUAAGCAUCGUACGAUUUUCUACAUUAACAAAACGGACAACUUCGUGAUUUCUAUGACUUUUACUUUACACUUCACUAAGUUGAUCAGACUAUUAUAAAUAUGCAUUUCAUAUUGCAAAAGAUGUAUUAUACGUAGUACCAUAUAUAUAUAUAUAUACAUAUAUAUACCAUACCUUACGAUUAGACUAAACUUUUUUCAUGUAUGGACAUGGUUGCUAUCGAUUUACGUUUUAUCAUACAUACAUAUUUAUCGUACAUUUCGAAUGGCUGGUUGAUCUGGCAACUGAACAAGGAUGCUGCGAAAUCGGCUUCCUAAUAUUAUUUAUCAAAAUAGAUUGACUCUUUAUCAAGAAAAUGGUCGUACAAUCUUGAAUCAAUUAUUGGGAUUUCUACCAUGAGUACUUACUGAUGAAAUUAAUUUUCUUAUUUCUCAGCUUGAUUUUAACACGAUAACGUUCUUCCAAUCACUCGCUAAUAAAACCAAUGAAUAUGUCGGUAUCACUGGUUUGUAUUUCUUGCAAAGACUUUUGAAGUUGAAAUGAGUGGGCAUAUUCAUCACUGAGCUCGUUUCAAUCUAAAACUAAAUCAUGGCAAUAAAAUUAGGUAUAAAUUAGCUGUGUCCGAUAAUUUGUACUGCUGAAAUGUGCGACUCAGUGGCACAGUUUUGCUCUAACAGAUACAAAUAUUGGAACUUUUGGUUGAAAUAGAUUUUUUGAAAAUUCAUGUAUACGAUCGGUCAAAAAUAUCAGAGAAAUGAUUAUAGUCAAGCUAUUUUCAAGAUUUUUUAAGAUCGAAGAAUAUUGAAAAAAUUUCUUUCACAUUCCUAUUUCAAUAUUUCACAUAAGUAUGUCAAGCUUUCUUUAAAUUAUAUUUCAAGUGAUUGCCGUUUACUUUUGCACAAAGUUCACCGAACGAAUCUGUACAGAACCAGUUUUUUUUUUAUCACUCGUUUUUGCAAUAAAAAAAUCAUGUAUAGACACUUCGGCAGGAUCUGAGAUGAAAAGAAUAUUAUGAAGCAGAAGCUAGCAGCCAGAAUUAACAGCCAAACGUGUUAAACUUUUUGGAAAUAGAAAAAUGCACUUCAGUUUCAUCCUCAUAAUUCUAUAAAAGUAUCGGAGGUUUAAGGUAUUUCACAUAAUCUUGAUUUUCGGAAUUCACUACCUCGUUCGAAUGAAUAUUGGAACAUUUGGCUACUAGCUUCAGUAACAUAAUAAUAUUAUAUAAUAUAUAAUAUUUGUCGUGCUUAAAAUAUAUAUCAAGUGCAGUAGAACUACGUUUUAUAGUAGGCUUAGUUUUUUACAGUAUUGCCUCCAAAUUUUUUAUACGAUAUCAAUUCUUUAAGUAUAGACAUAAAGACGUAUAAAAACUUUUAAAUGCAAAAGCAAUGAAAUUAUAAUUCGUACUAUGAUUCUUCUUUCGUUAUAAUCAACAUAUUAUGUACAUAAAAUGUGUGGUUUUGACCGGCCACAAAAUCUCAAUCGAUGCAUUUCCAAUUGUUGUCAACUAAUUUUUGUUCGUUUUUUUCUUGAUAUUACUUGUAUCACUUGAGAAAUUCAAAGUUUUAGUUCUUUUAGUGUAUUUCUUACUUUUUUGUUUCUGUCAAAGGUUCUGUUGGAAAGCCAUAUUUGCAAUUGGAAUUGUAUUUCUAAAAUAUCCGCAUCUACUAAUAUAAAAGGUAGACUCCUGCAAAUCUAAGGAAAUUUUGUACAAUGUUUUUCGAUAAAUUUUCAAAAAAGCAUUUCGACAAUCUGAGUAUAAAAUAGAAAUAUCUGUUCCUAAGUUUAUUGAAAAAUGCACUAAAUACACGCAUCAUUGCUUCGGUCAACGCACGCCAAGUUGGCUUGGUCAAUUCGAGCUUGCCGUUCAUUAAACAACUGCUUACCUGUAAUUCAUCAAUUAAUCCGACGUAUGCUAAAGGGUAAAUCAAACUAACGAAUAUAUGGCCACCUAAUCUUAACUAUAAGAGUCAAUUUAUUUCAGAUCUUGCAGUAUUCUUGCAAUGUUACGCGACACGGUGCCAUAACUGUACACAUAUUGAACAUACACAUAUAUUUAUAUUUAUACAUGCAUGUACGAAUUUAUGUAUGUAUGUAUGUAUGUAUGUACAUGUAUAUGUAUGUACAUAUACCGAAUAUGUAUCUACGAUCCAAUGUAAUGUUAGGAAAGGUACUUACGUCUCUAUUGUCACUAUGCUAAAUAAUGUGCUUUCAAUAAGUUAUAACCUAUUGAAAUUAUUAUCGUUGCUACGACACACCUGCACAGUAUAUACAUAUAUAUAUUAUACAUGAAUAGUUGUAAUCUUGGUGCGAAAUCACAGAACAAUUGCGUAAAUCAUUCCGUAGUAUUUAUACAAGGUAAUUACCUUUCGUAAGAAAAUAGGUAAUAAUUCGAAUAUACCUAGUUUUUACCAUUUGACUAGAAGAAACCUAGUUUUUAAGUAUGUCAUAAUUUUACCUCAGUUCAUUUCAAUAAUGCUACGGGGAAACCCUUUGUGACAACACAUAGGUGUGAUUCUUUUGUGGUAAGCCAAAAAUAAGUGUAAAUAUAUUUAGUUUAUUUUGUAUAUCUAUAAAAUCGGAUUUCAAUUAUUCUUUUUAUCAUUAUUUUUAUUAUUAUGAUUUUUUUUCCUGUUUCAUAAAAUUUCAUACAUGAUUAUAUACAUAUAUAGUCAAUGUACACAAUAAGCAUGUAUGAGUUUGCAGUUGAAUCAUGAAAGAAACAAACGAAAAAGGUUAAUCUUAAAAAGAAAAUUUUAAAUGCGCUUAAGUAAUCUAAAAUUUAAUAUAUAGUACUACACUGAUUAGUAGAUACGAGAGUAAAUAUAUAUUGUAUAUUGUAUGUAUAUCACUGCCUCAGUGUCAAAGUUAAACAGCUUUAAUUUAAAAUAAAAAAAAAAAAAAAACGAGAAGAGUAAAACAAAACUUACUAUUUCAGAGCUUUAAUACAGUUAGUUAGAA